CCCCGGGCCUGGAAGCUCUCUGCCACUGCUGUAUGUGACACCAUGGAGCGGUAACAGAUAGAAAGCUAUUUUUGUGUGUUAUGUAACCAGCAUGCUCAGUUCGGUAUCAGCGCAGAAGAACGUAGCACCUGUGGGAAACAACACAUAGACGCUACCAGCCUUUUAUGUUGGGAAGUAAAACAGGGUGUGGGCAGUCUCCCAUGAUUACAAACAAUCAGACGUCUGCGCUAUCCAAUACUAUGUGUAGAGCUUCUUGCAACCCUGGAGAUAAGUAUGUUUAGAAGUCUGGUGCGGUAUGGUAUGGCGUCCAAGAAAAAACAUGCAGACCAAUGAAGUCACACAGACCAGCCGCCCAGACAGGCCUCAGACCAGUCAGGAUGAUGGUGGUAUUGCAGGUUCUGCUUCUGGAAGCCGACCUCCUGUAAGGCGCCCAUCACAGGGCUUGGGACACUUACCCAGGAGGCCAACUAAGACACGGCGUCUUGGCUCUGAUUCUGCACCUCCAUCAUCCCCACCCAGGCGAAGACUAUCGGCAGUGUCACCCCAGCCACCACUGGCACUAUUGGCGAGUUCGCAGAGUGAUGAGCCCAGAUCACCUCAGUUAUCUGAGCACAACCUGAUGUCCGCCGAGGACCAGCAGGGACCAGAACAACAGCCAUCCUUCACACUGCAAUUAACAGCUGUGGAUCCAAGCAUGCCAAUCCAGUUGCAGGAUAUACCCCAACCAUCCAGCAGUCCACAACUGCCACAAGCUCCGCCCCCAAGCCAAAUUCCGGACGAUUUUUGGGCAAGUUGGACAAGCCAACAGGCCCAAAGCAAUGCCACCCUGACCCAACAUACACAACACCUUGCCAGUCUGCCCCAUCAUCUACCGCGUAUUAGUCGCAACUCGGGCAGACUAAUAGUACAAGUAGGGAGAAUGGCUACCUCUAUGGAGCAAAUUAGGGCAGAAAACAGCCAAAUGAAUGCUAAUUUAUCCCGCAUUAUAGAUGAACAACAGCGACAUCAGCAGGCACUAGUUCAGAUAAUUCAACACAAUCAAGUGGUGAAUGAGGCCUUAUCCAGGAUUGUAGCCAGCCACACUGCUACAAACACUCAGCUGAUUGCCAGUUUAAAUAAUCUGAGCAGCAAUAUUGCUAUGAUGGAUAUAGGAUUCAUCACCACUGAUAAUCUCCCAGAGUUUGAGUGA
This is a messenger RNA of Pseudophryne corroboree (corroboree frog), 1189 nucleotides long. RefSeq names its product putative mediator of RNA polymerase II transcription subunit 12. NCBI's taxonomy places the organism in Eukaryota, Metazoa, Chordata, Amphibia, Anura, Myobatrachidae. The transcript is spliced from 6 exons. The record is from RefSeq and is a predicted model, not a curated record. The coding region runs from base 296 to 1189 and encodes 297 amino acids.